UACAUUGCAUCUACCUUAAGGUAGACGCUAACACCGAUACGGCCAAUUAAGCGAUUCCCACACUCGACGAUUUGCGCUUCGUGAACUUUUCGAAAUCGUUCAAGGUCGACAACGAUAGAGCAGAACUCCGGUCCAUCGAAACCUCCUCAUUCCCGCGAAUCCCACGAUCCCGACCCCCAUACAAAAUGGCUACCAACAACGUCUCCGCAGACCUCGUCUGGGAACUUGUCCGCAACAACAACUCCUACCUCGUCAGGCGCAAGGAGUUCGGCGGUGUUCGAUUCUCCCGAGACCCCCUUAACCUGGUCAACGUCCACAACCGCAAGCAUGCCGGAUUCGUGAACACCAAGGCUAUCGGUAUCCAUCCCGCGGAGAAGAAGGGUGUCAAGGUCCUCAGCAAGAAGGAGUCUGCUGUCCAGAAGCCCGCCAAGUCCAUCACCGAGGUCGUCUACCACGGCGGCAAGCCCACACGAAAGAUCUACAAGGCCGUCGCCAGCAGGACCGCCAAGUCCGGCUACCGACCCGACCUUCGUGAGGCUGCUGUCGCCCGCGUCUCUGCCAUCCGCCGGUCCCAGCGGGAACCCAAGCCCACCCCCGAGAAGAAGCCCCGAGGCGCCAAGGCCAAGAAGGCCGCCGCCCCGGAGUCGUAAGCGUUGUAUAAUCCCUGGGGGGUGUGAUAGAUGGAUGGAAUACCUAACUACCUAAGGUAAUGACUGCAGAGAUAACUAAGGCCGGCCGGCAAAUAAGGCAUAGGUAUGCAUUUUUUUGGUAGUCAAUCCAAGUUUCCAAGGCGUCUUGAGGAAAACCCUUCGAACGAAAAA
Molecule: messenger RNA, 821 nt
Organism: Daldinia caldariorum
Lineage: Eukaryota; Fungi; Ascomycota; Sordariomycetes; Xylariales; Hypoxylaceae
Product: ribosomal protein L28e
Exons: 5
Coding region: 186-650 (154 amino acids)
Biological process (GO): translation
Cellular component (GO): cytosolic large ribosomal subunit; ribosome
Molecular function (GO): structural constituent of ribosome
Source: RefSeq, a predicted model, not a curated record